This is a messenger RNA of Insectozyma verbasci, 1269 nucleotides long. Lineage: Eukaryota; Fungi; Ascomycota; Pichiomycetes; Serinales; Debaryomycetaceae. The record is from the annotation of a GenBank genome assembly.
AUGACUGAUUCAUUCAUUGUUAGUGCUCCUGGUAAAGUUAUAAUAUUCGGUGAACAUGCUGCUGUAUAUGGUAAACCUGCAAUUGCUUCGGCUUUAAGUUUGAGAUGUUUUUUAUUAGUUGAACCAUCAAAAGAUUCAAAAAUUAUACGAUUAAGAUUUCCAGAUAUUGACUUAGAUCAUUCUUGGAGCAUUGAAGAUAUACCCUGGGAUAAUAUUAAACCAUAUAUCAGAUAUAAUAAUGAUAAACCACAAGUUCCAUCUGAAUUAAUACCUGAAAUUGUUGAUAAAUUGUCUUUUUUAUUAGAAAAUUUUGAUAACAAGAUGCAUUAUUAUGCUUGUUUUUGUUUCUUAUAUUUAUAUUGUAAUUUAAGUAAUCAAGAUAUAAAAGGAAUGGAAUUUACUGUUAAAUCAACAUUACCAAUUGGCGCAGGAUUAGGUUCUUCAGCAUGUACUUCAGUUUGCUUAUCUACUGCAUUAUCUUUAUUAGGUAAUUGGAUUGAUAAACCUACAUUAUCACAACAUGAUAAAGUUUUAAAAAAAGAUAUACCUGAUUUAGAAUUUAUCGAUCAAUGGUCAUUAAUUGGAGAAAAAUGUUUCCAUGGUAAUCCAUCAGGAAUAGAUAAUGCUGUUGCAACUCAUGGUGGAGCAGUCAUGUUUCAAAGAAAUCAAACACCUGAUUUACCUUCGAUUAGAACAAAUAUGAGAAAUUUUCCACCUAUAAAAUUAUUACUUACAAAUACAAAAGUUCCAAAAAGUACUGCUGAUUUAGUUGGUGGAGUUGGAAAAUUAAAUAAAGAAUUUAAUCAAAUUACAUCACCGAUUUUUGAUUCAAUAGAAAACAUAUCAAAAGUAGCAUAUUCAGUAAUGCUCAACCCCAAUUUUGGCAAUGAAGAAACUGAAGUACUUCGUAAACUAUUUAAUAUAAAUCAUGGAUUAUUGGUAGCGCUAGGCGUUUCACAUCCAUCAUUAGAGAAGGUUAAAAUAAUUGGUGAUGAAUUUAAAAUAGGUGCUACUAAAUUAACAGGUGCUGGAGGUGGUGGAUGUGCUAUAACAUUAGUUAAUGAAGGAGUAGAAGAAGAAACAAUACAAAAAGCUAUUAAACAAUUUGAAGCAGAAGGUUAUGAAUGUUUUGAGACUUCCUUAGGGGGUAAAGGGGUAGGAGUAUUAUAUAAUCAUCCAGAAAUUUCAAAAUUUAACUUGUAUAAAGAAAGAUCAGAGGUUGAAAAGGUAUUAAGUUUAGAGUUUAUAGAUGAAUGGAAGUUUUGGUAA